This is a messenger RNA of Pogona vitticeps (central bearded dragon), 1337 nucleotides long. RefSeq names its product family with sequence similarity 187 member B (gene FAM187B). Lineage: Eukaryota; Metazoa; Chordata; Lepidosauria; Squamata; Agamidae. The record is from RefSeq and is a predicted model, not a curated record.
ACACUGAGAUCAGCUAGGAUUUUCCUAUAUAAUCCCUUUAGUGGGUUAGUGCUCGGGCAGCCAUGUCCUGUGGAGCACCUUGUGUGGCUUUUUUCCUGGGUUGGAUAUUUGUUGUCACUGAAGCUAACUUGUAUGAGGGCCAUUCACUGGGAUCAUCAUGUCUUCCAGGCUACCCUUGCACCCUUGCCUUUAUCUCCGACAACCCCGUGAUCCUGCGUUGUCCUUACGCACAUCCUAGAGCUCAAGUAUCCUGGCAGUACCUCGAUCCAAGGUGGACAAAUGAGCAACCGAUCACCUUUCUGCGCUCAGAGAGUUCCUCUUGGCCUUCGCUUAGCCAUGCCAAGUUGAUGCGGUUCUGGUUCAGAUCCCGACUAAUUGCUGGCCAUCUGUACAUCCCAAGCCCCAGCGUCAAGGACUCUGGAGUAUAUACCUGCCAGGUGGGCGAUGCCACCAUUGCUUAUUACAAUGUGGAUUUCCAAGAUGCUGGGCACCUCCACGUCUCACAUGCUAGCCUUGGAGGGACCGUUUUGGACAAUGUUACAGUCGAGCUAGAAAAUGGAACACGAGCUGAGCUGUUCACCUCCUGGAGUCCUUGGCAAGCUUGCGAUCGGUGUAGCCGUUUGGGAGAAAGGAAGCGAGUGGGUUUUUGUUAUGCCCAAGUGACCAAGAGUGACCAGGAGGUAGAGAAACCUCUGCCCUGUGGGAUAGCCAGGAGAAAGUAUCCCAUGUUACCACAACGUGGACCAGAGCUAAGAAUGGAAACCUGUCAGGUGCCUUGUGACACUCCAGAAAAACCCAACACUGCGUCGCUUCUGGUCUUUACCACCUUACAUCCCCAGCCCAUGUCCGUUGCUCACCUGCGUUGCCCAUCCUCUUCCAUCUACAGCCCUGUCUACUGGCAAGAAGGCCUAACAAAGCUGACCCACUUUGAACUUCUCCAGAAGAACAGCUCCCAGAGCCUGGAUAAAGCCACUGGUGGUGGGAUUCUCCACCUCACCUUCCAGAACGGCUCGCAGAGCACUGUCUACUGGUGCUAUGUCAAUGGGCACCUGGUGGGCAGGUUUUUUGUCACUUCCCCUGCUGCUGUGCCAGCUCCCAAGGAGCUGGCCCGCUCUUAUUCCUCCAUUGAAGCACUAGUCGUGGGAUUAUCCAUCUUCCUUGUCUUCAUGAUGUUCCUUAGCAUCAUCCAGUCCUGCCGGAGAAAGCCUGAAACCACCAUUGUCUAGAAGAGGUGCAUGAAAACUUCAUGGAUACCCCAGGAAAGGGGAUGCAGACUAAUAAAGAUAUCGACUGGAAGUUCAAUCAGAGUCAUGGUUGAAACUCUCCAUGUUCCUCUC